AUGUUGGCUGCCGUGUGGACACUGGCUGCACCUUCACACUGCUCAUCGCUUUCCAGCUCUGCCUGGCUCUAUCUGUCGAACGUCUUCCACUACCGCUCUUUCGCCAUCUCUCCGCUCUUUCCCGUGUUGCUCGCUUACAUCCUUCGCCCACCCCUACCCCACCUCGCGUGCUCUGCACCGAUGAACACGGAGAUGCCAAUGGCGUCAAACGGGAGAGGCUUGCCGUCUCCGGCGCCACUCAGGCGGCAGUCUGCCAAGAAGCUGGCGUCCAACGUGACCUCGCCGGUGCUGGCAAGUCUCAGCACCUUUGCUGAGUAUGCUGAUCGGCGUCAUGAGCUCUUGGCAGGCAUUCACGACGGACUCGAGGGUCAUGUGCGUGAAAUGGAGGAGCGGGCUAGACAGGCUGUCGCCCACGCAUCGGCAGUGGCUGAAGCCUGCAGGGCUCAGGAGAGAGAGUGCCUAGAGUACAUUGAAAGGCUGGAGGACAAUAUCGGGGACUUGCACCGGGCCAAGCGGGAAUGUGCGGCAGAGCUGAAAGCCCUUCAGACAUCGACGGAAAGGGGGCGUCAGGAGCUGGAGAAGGAACUUCACGAUCUGCGCCAGGCCGUCGAGGAGGCGCGGCGACAGAAGCUGCUCGCCCAAGAAGAGCAGCAGCACUACGAAAUGCUGCGCGACGCCGCGAAACGCCGCUACGAGCUGAUCGAGGCGUACCUGAAGGACUUCACAGCGAAGGUCGAGUUCCGCUUCCAUGGGGCUGUCGCAUCUCUCCAGGCAACGGCGCAAGAGCGGAAGCGGUGGGCAGAUGAACAGUGCGCACUCGAUGAGAAGCGCGUUCGCGAGGCCGCCCUGGAAGCAGAGCAGAGCGACUUCAGCGCCUUGCUUUGCCGUGCCACCAAGGAUGCCGAGCGGACGGGCGCAGCGAAGCCUGCAGAGCAAUGCGCAGCGGCAGUGGAGCCGCAGCUCAUGCGCGACGUGGAGCGUGAUGCCGCGGCGCUCGCGGCAUCUGUGGCCGCUCGAUUACAACUCAUCGUGGAACAGCAGAGCGCAGCCGAAGCCGGACUUGAUAGACUGCCACCGCGCAUCACUGGGGAAGGCUGCGACUCGAUUCACGCGUUUUGUCGAACUGCUGCUGAGUCGACUUUGGCGAGAGACCAGGAGAACUGGAAGAGAGAUCAACGGAAGAGCUGCGGUGCUGCAUCUGUUUCCCGUGCAACACGGGCGCUCGGUACUUUGGAAGUAACGGUGAAGCAAGCGCUGCUUGACCUGUGUGCAGCGGCCGCUUCGGCCUCGUCAACCCCAAGCACAAAAGGUCCUGCGUGCCCUCACGAAUCCUCGACAGGAGCAGCGGCGCCUCUCCACAUCCGUGCCGCCAAUGCAUCUGUCAGCUCGAGUGCACCACCGUCAAGCCGCGGCAAGGCACUGUCCCCCACUCCGGUGAAGACGUCAUCGUCGCCGGGGUCGUCUCAUCGGCAGAGCGAAAGCGUGGCAUUCCCGGAGCGCAGGCUCAUCGACGAUUUCUCGUGCAGCACAGACGCGUUUGCGACCAUCUUUACUCCUCGCAAGUGA
This is a messenger RNA of Leishmania major strain Friedlin, 1566 nucleotides long. RefSeq lists its product as hypothetical. The record is from RefSeq and is a predicted model, not a curated record. Lineage: Eukaryota; Euglenozoa; Kinetoplastea; Trypanosomatida; Trypanosomatidae. The transcript has a single exon. The coding region runs from base 1 to 1566 and encodes 521 amino acids.